Acipenser ruthenus (sterlet) is the source of this 11169-nucleotide messenger RNA. RefSeq names its product assembly factor for spindle microtubules (gene aspm). Bases 138 to 10625 code for a protein of 3495 amino acids. The transcript is spliced from 30 exons. The record is from RefSeq and is a predicted model, not a curated record. NCBI's taxonomy places the organism in Eukaryota, Metazoa, Chordata, Actinopteri, Acipenseriformes, Acipenseridae. Gene Ontology annotation, molecular function: protein binding.
AAUUUUUACACCCAUUGCAGCAUCAGUCUAGUUUGAGAUGUUGUUUAGUGAAGUGAAGUACUGCUUGUUUUGUAAACCUGAAGGCAUGCAGAGCUGGUGUUAGGAAUAUGUUUUAAACUUGUUUGAAGUACUAAAACAUGUCUGGGUUUAUUGAAAAAGGCGUUUCGAUGGACAUUAGUCCAACAUGCCGUGCCCAGGAUCCCAAGAGCUUGUUAACUCAAGAUACCAACAAGGAAAAUAAUGCAUCUUGUCCCGUUUUAUCCUUGGUUCAUUUUUCAAGAGCUCCAUUUCUGAGUUUUGAAUCAGUAAAAUUGGGUUACACCAAAACCGCAGUAUUGGAGAUUGAAAAUCCUAAUGAUGAUGUGACUGAAGUAACCAUAGACAAAUUCCCAUCGGCCAAAGGAUUUUCUGUGGAGAAAAGAUAUUUCAUACUUCAGCCAGAAGAAAGAACUCUUCUCUCCAUAACAUGGACCCCAUUGGAAGAAGGAGGGAUAAGGGAACUAGUUGUUUUUACUGCAAAUGGCAUUGUUAAACAUCAAGCCAUUUUACUUGGAAGAGCAGAAGCACCAAAAAAGAAGAAAAGAAGCCUAUGGGAGUCCAUUAAAAGAAAGAAGCCUUCAGAGAAAUCUGACUCCUUUAAGGCUAAAAAAAAUGAGGCAGUGCAGCCAAAAGCUGCAAACAAAACCUUCCACGUUUCCCGUAAAGUGGAAUAUACAAAGACAGAGUGGGUACGAGGGCCACUUCAGCCAUGUGCCAAUGUGACAGUGACUGAAGAUAAGACCCCAAAAGACCGGUCGAAGUUUAAAGGAAUAUCCGUAUCGCCAAUUGGUGUUGCGCAACAGCAAACUUAUACUCCGGGUUCCCUCAGAAGGUCCACAACUUAUUCUGUACUGGAUAAACUUGAAAGUGAUGACUCGCUACUAGAGGAGAAACCAAUUGUUCAGACUAUUCUUUACCCCGAUGAGACUGAGAAUAUUGAGUAUACGAGCGAGAACACUUUUUGUGAGUUGACGACUGUAUCUGAGUGUGUGAAAACAAAUAUUGUGAGAAUACUUAAUCGAACACACUCUCCUGUAAGUACUCCUGAUCGUGUCACAGUUCCCCUCACCCCAAGCCAGAAUCGAAUGUUAAGUCCUGAUUCUUUUCUAAACAACAGCUAUGUGCCGAGUGGAGACCAUGAACUUUCAUCAGUGCCUUCUAUAUUGUCACCAGACCAAUUUCUUAAAGAUGCACUGGAAGCCGUUCAACCUUGUGUAACAAAGACAUGCCAGGAGAGUGUGAAAUCUCCUCUUGAAGCAUCAAGUUUAGAGUCUUCAGCUUCUCCAGAUUCAUUAAAUGAAACAGAUGAUGGCACACACUUCCAAUAUACUGCCAGAGCAGUUGACCAUGCUCAUCUGCCAGAAGUGUCCUUUGAAGAUUUGGAGCCUGCUAAGACCAGGUUAACAUUCUUUGUUAAAUCAAAGCCUGAUGAUAUUCAAGUGAAAGAGGAAAAAAAUGAUAUUCAAUCUCCUGAUGAACCUAAGAAUCUACCAAUUAUAUCAGCAACCAUUGUCAAAAGCAAAAGUUACUUUGUGAGGGAAAGUAAACCCGAGCCUGAGAGAGAAACAUCCAGACGACGACUCUUGGAACCAGAAUCUGAAGUGCCUGUCAAAGCAAAUUUAAGUAGACCCAAAGGGGUUGCAUUCCAUAGUCUCCCUGUUGAUUCUGAUGUAAGGCUAGAAGCUCCAACUACAAAACCAGUUCUCCAGAGCAGAAAGAGAAAAGGUGAAGAAUGUCUAGAACAUAAGUGUGAUCAGAAUGACCAACAUUUGGAAGGAAGUAAAAGGAACAGGGCAAUAAGGCCUGAAGUGGAGACAAAGAAACCAACCAACGCAAGAAGAAAUACUACUAGGAGUUUGAGUGGUACAGAGCAGAGGCUUCAGAAAAAGAGACUGGUUUCAUUGGCCUUAAAAUCAUCAGCGAUGCCCUCUGUGAAAACUUCAAAACCAGUGGAGGUUCUGCAGUCACAGCUGAUAUUUUCUAAACCAGCAAAAACAGGGUCUCUGUCCUUAAAAUCAAAUGGCACUGCAUCUUUGAAGAUGGCUAAAUCUGCUGUUGCUGGGGUAGCACAGUCACAGCUGACCUUUAUAAAACCAGUACAAACAGUUAUACCAAGGCACCCUCUACCAUUUGCUGCCAAAAAUAUGUUCUAUGAUGAACGUUGGAUGGAAAAAGAAGAGCAAGGCUUUACUUGGUGGAUAAAUUACAUUCUUACACCGGACGACUUUAAAGUUAACACAGAAGUUUCUAAAGUGAAUGCUGUUUCUCUAGUUUAUGGAGCUGAGAAUCAGAACAGAAUCCAUGUUCCCAAAGCACCAACCAAAGAGGAAAUGUCGUUCAAGAAGUAUACUGCCAAUUGCAGAUUGAAUCGUCUUCGGCGUGCAGCUUGUCGUCUUUUUGCAUCUGAAGACAUGGUAAAGGCCAUUAGACGGUUGGAGCUUGAAAUUGAAGCUCGACGUCUCCUUGUUCGGAAGGACAGGCAUCUCUGGAAAGAUAUUGGUGAACGUCAAAAGGUUUUGAAUUGGCUGUUGUCCUACAACCCCCUAUGGUUAAGGAUAGGACUCGAGACAAUUUUUGGGGAACUUGUUUCCUUGGAGAGCAACAGUGACGUUAUGGGCCUGGCAAUGUUCGUUCUAAGUCGUUUACUGUGGAACCCAGACAUAGCAGCUGAAUAUAGACACCCCAAAGUGCCUCACCUCUAUCGAGACGGUCACGAAGAGGCGUUGUCUCGCUUUACCUUAAAAAAGCUGCUGCUGCUUGUUUGCUUUCUUGACCGAGCAAAACAGUCUAGGAUAAUUGAGCACGACCCCUGCUUGUUUUGCCUGGAUUCUGAGUUUAAGACUACCAAGGACCUUCUGCUGGCUUUUUCAAGGGAUUUUCUAAGUGGUGAGGGGAUUCUGUCCCGCCAUCUCAGCUACAUGGGUUUAGCUGUUUCUCAUGCUCAGACCCCACUGGAUGAAUUCAACUUUGCUGUAAGAAAUCUUGCUACUGACCUGCGAUGUGGUGUCCGCCUUGUGAGAAUUAUGGAGCUGUUCACACAGAACUGGAGUCUGUCAAGUAAACUAAGGGUUCCUGCCAUUAGUCGCCUUCAAAAGAUGCAUAAUGUUGAGGUUGCACUACAAGUCCUUAGCGCGAGAGGGGUGAAACUAAACGAUGAGCAUGGUUCAAAAAUCGACUCCAGAGAUAUUGUGGAUGGGCACAGAGAGAAAACUCUAACACUGCUGUGGAGAAUCAUUUUUACCUUUCAGAUUGAGAUCUUACUUGAUGAAGUGCAGUUGAGAGAGGAAAUUUCUUUCCUUAAACGGGCAUGGACAACACAUCAGAAGCUUGCAUCUCUACGGUCCAAUGGGGUUCCAAUUGACAAGAAAAAAGACUGCAGUGUAGAUUUAGACUACAGCACAAAAGUGAAACUCCUGAUGGAUUGGGUGAAUGCUGUAUGUGCAUUCCACAACAUUAAAGUUGAAAACUUCACUGUGUCUUUCUCAGAUGGGCGUGUUCUUUGCUACCUUAUCCAUCAUUACCACCCUUGCUAUUUAGCAUUGGAUUCCAUUGGCCAGAAUACAACACAGACGGUAGAGUGUGGUCAGCGUGGUACAGUUGGGCUCAAUUCUUCAGCGAGUGAUUCUGAUGACAGCUCAUUGGACAUUUGGACAGGAUCAACAAACAGUACAAUUACACCACCAGUGCUUUUCAAAGAGCUGUUGGAGAGUGAGAAGCGCAAUUUCCAGUUGGUGAACACUGCCGUUGCUAACCUUGGGGGAGUACCAGCCAUGAUCAGCCAUUUAGACAUGUCCAAUACUAUUCCAAGUGAAAAGGUGGUUACUUGUUAUCUAUCUUUCCUGUGUGCUCGACUUCUGGAUCUAAGAAAAGAAGCAAGAGCUGCCAGGGUGAUCCAAGCCACUUGGCGAAAAUACAAACUGAAAAAGGAGCUUCGACAUUAUGAGGAGAGAACCCGAGCUGCUUGUAUCAUUCAAUCAGCAGCUGUUAAGUUUCUCUGGUGCCGCAGACAGGAGAAGAAAGCCAUUGCUGCAGUCAUCAUCCAGGUAGCAUGGAGAGACCAUGUAGCAAGGAAAAAAGCUAGAGAGAGAGAACUGGAACAACUUUAUAUUCUUCAGAAUGCUGCAGCAACAGUUAUUCAGGCCUACUGGAAGAGAUACUCUGCAUCGAAACACUUCCAGGAGCUACGAUACUAUACUGUUGUUCUGCAAACCCGGAUAAGGACAAAGAUUGCACUGGCUGCAUAUAAAAAGAUUCUUUGUGGAGUGGUAUCGAUACAGAAACGUUUCAGGGCCUGCCUCUUGGCUAGAAAAGAACGUCAAAAGUAUUUAACACUGAGGACAUCGGCUACAGUAAUCCAAAGGGCAUUUAGAAGAUGGAAGAACCGCACAUUGAAAAGGCAAAAUAGUGCUGCUGCAGUAAUACAAAAUGCAUUCCGCAAAUGGCAGGUACAAAGACUUGCUAGAAGAAAUGAAGCUGCUGUCAAGAUACAGUCCUGGUACCGCAUGUAUAGAUUCCAAAAACAGUAUUUUGAUGUCCAGCAAAAAGUUAUCAAAAUACAGGCAUGGUUUAAGAGCUGCCUGGCUAGGCAGUUGUUUCAGAAAAGGAAAGAGGCUGUUUUAACCAUCCAGAAACAUUUUACAGCUUACAGAUUAGGUCACGCUGAACGGCAAAAGUACUUGCUUGCUCGCAAAGCAGCAACAGUUAUUCAGUCCUAUUACAGAGGUAUGAAAGGACGCGAGUUUGUCAGGCAAAUUAAAGCGGUUUGCCUCUUUGAAACCCUUUGGCAAAUGAAAAGGGAAAGGGUUAAGUUUUUACAUAAGAGACAAAGUGCUGUAAUUUUGCAGUCUCACGUAAGAAGGUGGCAGGCACAGAUGAGUUACCAGAAAAUGAGAAAAUCUAUCUCUUUAAUCCAGGCUUGCUACAGAGCAUAUCUUUUUAAAAAGAAGAUGCAGAACGAAUACAAAAUAAUCCGAUCUGCAGCCAUUGUUCUACAAUCUGCAUACAGAGGAAUGCAAGCUAGAAAGAAGGCACACAUCCUAAGGUCUGUGAUAAAAAUGCAGGCCUACUAUCGUGCUUAUGCUGCCCAAAAGGAAUUUAGAAAGAUGAAAGAGGCUACCAUUAAAAUUCAAGCUUAUGUGAAAAUGGUGCAAACUCGCCGCCAUUACUUUAACCUUAAAAAGGCAGUACAUGAUGUUCAAAGAAUGUAUAGAGCUAAUAAACUCUGCCUCCUACAGAAGAUGGAAUACAGAAAGAAGAGGGAAGCCUGUGUUUGCCUACAGGCGGCUGCCAGAGGGUAUUUGAAGAGAAGACAGAUACAGACUUGGAAAAUGGCUGCAAUUAAAAUUCAGUCUACCUUUAGAAUGCACAAGGAAAGAAGUCGCUUUCUUGAAAUACACAGCGCUGCUCUUGUUGUUCAGAAACAUUAUAGAGCACACAAAGAAUCCAGCAUAUGCCAAAGCAUGUUCUUGAAGCUAAAAGCAGCAACUGUGUGUUUACAGGCAUCCUACAGGGGAUGUAGACUGCGUAAAAUCAUUCGGCUUCAACAUAAAUCUGCAACUAAAAUACAGGCGGCUUUCAGAGCUCAUGCUAUGAGAACGAAGUUUCUACAAACCAGACAUGCUUCAGUUGUAAUUCAGAGACAAUACAGGGCCUUCAAAGCUGGACAGAAUCAGAGAAUGCAGUAUAUGAAGAUUAAAUUAGCUGCUGCUACUCUACAAGCAGCCUAUCGUGGGCAUGUGGUACGCAAAGAGGUACAAAAGCAACACAGAGCUGCAGUGGCCAUUCAGACAGCUUUUAGAAUGUACAGAGCUCAGAAAAACUUCCAUGCUUUAAAGAAUGCAGUUUUAAUUGUUCAGCAGCAUUACAAAGCUAAACUUGUUGGUGGAAAACAACGACAGAAAUAUCUUGUUUUUUGUGAUUCGGUAGUGAAGCUUCAGGCUGCUUGGAAAGGAAAAAGUGUAAGAAUGGAGAUAAAAAAACAGCAUACAUCUGCAACAAUUAUCCAAUCUUGCUACAAAACACAUGUGAUGCAAACAAAGUUCAAAUCAAUUAGGCUGGCAGCUUUAGUAAUACAGAGACAAUACAGGGCUUACAGUUUGGUGAAGAUGCAACGUUCUCGGUACCAGCAGACCAGAAAAGCUGCAGUUGCCUUGCAGGCAGGUUUCCGUGGGAUGAGGGUCAGGAGACUGCUGCAAGAACAUCACAAGGCAGCUUGCACAAUUCAAACCGCAUUCAAAGCUUUUAUGUGCAACAAAAGACUUGCAUCGCUUAAAACUGCUGCAGUUGUUUUCCAGAGAAGAUAUCGGGCCUUUGUAGUCGGCAGAUCUCUGCGUCAAGAAUAUAUUGAACUUCGCCAAGCUGCAAUUAAGAUCCAAGCAGUUUAUAGAGGUGUCAAAAUAAGAAAGGACCUCAAGAACAUGCACCAGGCUGCCAUUGUGAUUCAAGCACAUUUUAGGAUGCACAAAGUACGACUUCCUUACUGUGCUAUGAGACUGGCUGCAACCAUAAUACAACAUCAGUUCAGAGCUUGUAUGAAAGGGAAACAGGAACGUGAAAAAUAUUUGGUAAUAAGAAAAUCUGCUAUUACCAUUCAGUCAGCUUUCAAAGGCAUGAAAGUUCGCCACCAGCUAAGAACCAUGCACAAAGCUGCAACACUGAUUCAAGCAUGUUAUCGAAAGCACAAACAUCAUGUGCAUUUCAAAAAGCUUUGCUGGGCUGCAGCAGUGGUGCAACAAAGGUACAGAGCAACCAAACUAAUGAAUGAUGAAGUCAAGAGAUACAACACAAUGAAAAAUGCUGCAGUUUCCAUUCAGUCUGCUUUCCGUGGCAUGAAGAUAAGAAAGCAACUGAAAGAAAUGAAGAAUGCUGCCAGACUAAUUCAGAGGAGGUAUAAAGCCUUUAGAGCUCGCCAGCAGUAUCUUUCUUUGAAGGCAGCUGCUGUAGUCGUUCAGCAGAGGUACAGGGCCCAUACGUCAGCAAGGCUUCAGCAGGAGCAAUACUGCAGUGUGCGGGCUGCAGCUAUUUCUUUACAGGCAGCAUACAAAGGCAUGGUAGUAAGGAAAGAAAUUGUGAAAAGGCAUCAGGCUGCCACUGUGAUUCAGGCAGCAUUCAGAAUGCAUAGAGUGAUGAUACCAUUCCAAGCAAUGAGACUAGCAGCAGUCCUCAUACAGAGGCAGUACCGGGCAUACAUACAGGGUAGAAAUGAAAGGGUGCUCUUUUUGAAAUAUCGGAACAGUGCCACUUUAAUACAGGCAGCUUACAGAGGAAUGAGGCUUAGACAACAGUUACGAGAUGAGCACAAAGCUGCAGCAAUAAUACAAGCCCAAUUCAGAAUGUACCAGCAGAAUUCUUACUACAAGAAGCUUCAGUGGGCCAGUAAGGUUGUGCAGCAAAGAUACAGAGCCUGUAAAGAGAGAGAUGCUGAGGUACAGAUUUACAAGUCCAAGAAACAAGCUGCAGUGGUUGUUCAGUCUGCUUUCCGUGGCAUGAAGUCCAGGCAAUAUGUGAAAGACAUGCAUAAAGCUGCCACCGCUAUUCAAAGGAAAUUCAAAGCCCAUAGUGCACGUAAAUGGUAUCUUUCUCUUAAAGCUGCAGCUGUUGUAAUUCAGCAGAAAUAUCGGGCCUUGAUUGUUGAAAGACAGCUGAGAGAAGAAUAUAGUUCUCUGUGUUGUGCAGCCAUUACCAUACAGGCUGUGUAUAGAGGUUUAAGAACAAGGAAGCAUAUCCAGCAAAUGCAUCAUGCAGCUACAGUGAUCCAGGCAGCAUACCGAAUGCAUAGAGUACAGCUUAAAUUCCAGGCAAUGAGGCUGUCUGCAGUCAUUAUUCAGCUGUAUUACAUGUCUUGUCGUCAAGGCAAAAAAGACAGGGAAAAGUAUUUGCAAUUAAGAAAGUCUGCUUUGACAAUUCAAUCGGCAUUCAGGGGAAAGAAGGUUCGACAGAAUUUAGCUAAAAUGCAUAAAGCGGCAACCAUCAUACAGGCCUGUUAUCGAAUGCACAGACAAAAGAGUGAUUUCAAGAGGUUAAGCUGGGCGGCCAAAGUUUUCCAGCAAAGAUACAGAGCUCUAAGAACGAGAGAUGCUGAAGUACAACGGUAUAACAAAAUUAGGAAAGCGGUGUCUUGCAUUCAAGCUGCAUUCCGUGCUAAACGAGAAAGAGAGCUGACUAACAGAAAGAGAGCUGCUCAACGUGUUCAGUCUUUUUUGAAGAUGUGUGUUCAGAGACGCCAAUUCCUGCAGCAAAAAGCAGCUGCAGUAGUCCUUCAGUCUGCAUUCAGGGGCUAUAGAACAAGGGUCUGUUACAGAGCAAUGCGGCUUUCAGCAGUUGUGAUCCAGCGGUGGUACAGAGCCUACAAAGUUGUUCAAAAACAGAAAGCAGAAUACCAGGCAAUAAAGCAAGCUGCAGUAACUGUGCAGUCGGCUUUCAGAGGAAUGACUGCAAGAACACUGGCAAAGCAAAAGCGUGCUGCAAUCAAGAUUCAGUCUGUCCUUCACAUGGCUGUCCACAGGAGGAAGUACAUAAAACUCUGGUCAGCUGCAGUAACUUUGCAGGCUCAUUACAGGGCAGUGGUAACUAAAAGAAAGUACACCAGUUACAAAACUGCAAUCCUGACAUUGCAGAAGCAUUACAGAGCCCAUCAGGCUAAGAAACUCCAGAGAUCUGCCUACUUGAAGACACUGAGAAGUAUCCACUUACUUCAAGCAACAAUCCGGGGAUAUAUUGCACGCAAAAGAAUACAGAUGCUGAAGAAGAGUGUCGUGAAAAUUCAGGCCUUUUAUCGUGGACAUGCCGAGAGGAGAAAGUUCCUUCAUUAUAAAUAUUCUGCAACAAUAAUACAGAAACAUUACAGGGCAUAUUUACUACAGAAAGCAGAAAGGGAAAUGUAUCUGAAGGUGAAGACUUCUGCAACAGUUUUACAGGCAAUGCUCAGAGGCUACAUAGCAAGACGACUUGCUAAAAAAAUGAGAGCAGCACAGAAAAUACAAGCCUGGUACAAAGGCUGCAUAACCCGCAGAGAGUAUAGAAAAACACAGAAGGCUAUUGCAGCAGUUCGUGGUUGUGUUCAAACAAGAAUAAUAAGAAACAGAUUUCUGAUGCUCUGUCGCAGUGUAGGCAUAAUUCAGAGAAGGUGGAGAGAAACUAUUGAAACAAGGAAAACUCACCAAGAAUUCAUAAAGAUCAGGUCAUCUGCUGUUAAAAUCCAGGCUGCUUGGAGAGGAUACAGCACAAGGAAACAGCAUGAUAAGGAACAAAAAGCUGCCUGUCUAAUCCAGGCACUGUACAGGGGAUUUGUACAGCGGCAGAAUUUUCAACAACAACGAAAUGCUGCACUGACCUUGCAGAAGUAUGUGCGUGCAUGGCAGACAGGAAAAACUGAACGUUUGAAGUUUGAGAGAAUAAAAAACGCUAGUGUCUCUCUCCAAGCAUACUGUCGUGGCUGGCUGGUCAGAAAAAGGAUUACUGAGGAGACACAAGCCAAACAAAGACUACGCUUCACAGCAGCUGCUUAUCACCAUGUGUGUGCUAUGAAGAUUCAAAGAAUGUUCAGAUCUCAUUUGGCACUGAAACGUGGAAGGCAGCAAAUGCAUUCUGUGAUUUGCAUACAGAGAUGGAUAACAUCUAAAUUACAGCGUAAAAAAUACCUCAAGGACAGAGAAAAAAUCAUAAAGGUUCAGCGAGUUUUGAGAGCUUGGUUAAAUCGCCGCUUCAGGGCUGCCACGGUUAUUCAGCGAGCCGUGCAAAAAUACCUGUGCAGGAGACGCCAGCAGAGGGUACAGCAUGGGGUUGUCAAGAUUCAGGCACUAUGGAGAGGAUUUUGUUCACGAAAGAGAGAUGCCCCAAAAGUGGUAGCUAUAAGGCGCCGUGUUGAAAAGGCCAACAAAGAAAGCAAAGAAGAAAACAAGCUUGGUAACAAAACUGCCACUGCUAUUGACUAUCUUCUGAGAUACAAGGAUCUGUCCUACAUUAUUGCAGCUCUGAAACAUUUAGAAGCAGCAACCAGACUUUCAUCUGUGUGUUGUGAAAACCUUGCUGAGAGUGGAGCAAUUUCAACGAUAUUCAUUUUAAUCCGAAGCUGCAAUCGUAGUGUACCUUGCAUGGAAGUAAUUGCAUACGCAAUUCAAGUCCUUCUGAAUCUGUCAAAGUAUGAAAAAACCAUUGGGGCAGUUUAUGAAGUGGAACAUUCCAUUGACACACUGCUAGACCUGUUGCAAAUCUAUAGAGAAAAAGCCGGGGAUAAAGUUGCAGACAAAGGAGGAAGCAUUUUUACAAAGACUUGUUUCUUAUUAACCAUUUUGCUGCAAGAUGAAAGGAACGCUUUGGCAAUUCGCAAGCUACCAAAAGCUGCAGAUCGCAUUUGCAGCAUUUAUAAGCUCACAGCCCGAAAACACAAGAUGGAUGCAAAACUAACAAGACAGAAGAUGAAUAAGUCCCUUAAUGGUAGCUUCUUUGCCCAAGCAACUCCUGUAAAAACAAGAGUAGUACAAAAAAUCGCACCAGAUUGGGUCUUAAGAAAAGACAGCAUGAAAGAGGUGGUGGAUCCUCUCCGGGCCAUUCAAAUGGUUGCUGACGCACUUGCUAUUUGCCCUUAACUCUCUAAAAAUGUCCACUGUCUUUAUCCUGAAAUGAAUGAUUUAGCUUAUUUUAUUAGUCAGCUGGUUUGAGUGGUGUACAGGUCUGCAUUGUUGUGUUGAACUAAAAUAUAUAGGUAGAAAAGUUUUUAAAACAACCCAUUUUAAAUUUAAAAUGUACUUGGUAAAAAAUGUUUUUUAAAAAUGUAAAUACUUUUUUCAAAAAUAAAUUUGUACUUUUCUGGUAACUCAUUUUAUUUUCAAUGCAGUGCACACAACUUGAUGGAAUGCUGUACACAAAGUUGACAUCAAUCAAGGGCAAGGGUGCUGGAUUUAAACCAGUGUUUCAUUUAUGGCAUUUCUAAAAUGAUUUACUAUAAACUAAACUGCACUUACUAUUCAAACAGAAGUUGCUUGAAACAUUGGUUUUCGAAGUUGUUGAUUUGGGCCAUAGCAGUUUUAUGAGUAACUAAAUCAUGUAUGUUCUUUGAUUGGUAAAAAUUAGGUGUAGCGGGCAGUAAUUUUUUUUCAGAACUUGAUUUUAAUUUAUAUUUGUCAGUGUGAU